AUGGCAGCAUCUUCUACCGUGCUUACACGAGAACCAGGAGGGCCCACGAUUGAAGAAGUGGACGAUGCUGAUCUGAUGCCUGUAUCCCCUCCACCCGUGGUAUCGAGCGAUCCACCCAUCAAACCCGCUUCCAUUCCCCAGGACCACACCUUUCCCUUGACCGAGAAUCCAGGUGUCUUCAGCGCUAUGAGCGAAGCACUGUCCGAGUCUGGCAACGAUCGAGAGCACGCUUUCAACGACCUGUGGCACGGUUUCAGCAUCGGUGGCAACGAAGUCGUCGUGGAUGUAUCGACAAGUGAUGAUACCAGCAGUCUAGAUGGGAUCGGGGUUGGACUGAUGGACGAGGAGCCUCUUCCCGGUGACGAUGCCGAUGAAGACGUAUCGCUCGGGCUGACUGAAUCUGCUCUGGAUGCCGAUGGACCGGCCGGCGUUGGUACCUAUAAACACCAUAGGCUACCAAGCCCAGAGUCUCCCUUGUACCCAUACCCAUCUCGAGCUCUUUUUCUCACUGCAACAUUACUCAACUCGCCCCGACUGUGUUUCUCGAAUGCUCAAAAGGAUGCUAUACUGCACUUCUGCCGUUGCAUGGGUGGCAAUGAUGUUCCGACCUUGUCGGCGCUAGAGAAGUGUCAGAAGCUGAUCGGGCAACUUAUCGGCUCACCAACUCAACAAGCUAUCGGCGGGCAGACGGGCUCGGUCUUCUACAAGAACAAUCCUGCUGCCGCACUUGCUAAGGACCAUGCGAACCCGAUAACACGCCACGCCAUGAUUGAUCACCCCGUGGACCGCGGAGGCGCCAUGUCGCAGACUCAUGACGCAGACAAAAUGCUCAUGGAGGCGCCAUCACAGCCUUCUGUGGAUGUGGCUGGGACGAUCUACUUCGUUGACGAGUUGCUCCGUCUUCGCAACGGGCGACUCUUCAUCCCAGAUAGAUUUAUCUACAUGAAUCCCUCUCCACAACCAGCAGAUGCUGACCCGCGAACUUGGGAAUUGUAUGCGAUUGGGAGAACGGCCGCUCAAACUGAGCUUGGUGUCGCUGUUUCGGACUCGCAGACUUUUGUUAGCACUUCCGAGUUUGCGACAGGAUAUGAAGCUUUGAGAGACGAGCUGAGACCGAUCUCCUUCGCCCCAUCGUCGGUGUGUUAUGGGAAACGAAUGCCGAACGACCUGUGUCGCAUCUCACGCGGCCGUGUCGUCCAACGUGUGCCCGUCAUCUUGUUUGUCGAUGAUUGUUCUGCGAAUAUCACGACACAGUGGAACAAGAACCAUGUUGUGUACAUGUCAAAUGCGUUGCUUCCUCGCGAAAUGCUUGAUAAAGAGUUCAAUGUUCGCUUCGUUUCGUCCUCUCCAUCUGCAACACCGGCCGAGCUCACCCGCGCCGUUAAGUCAUCUCUCGAAGAGGCUGCUAAAGAGGGUAUCUGCACCUACGAUUGCAAGUAUGCGAAGGAGGUAGUCCUCAUACCAUGUGUACACCUCAUUGCGGGAGAUAACCCCAUGCUUGCUGAGCUUUUGAGCCAUGGUGGUCUGCGCUGCAAUAAGUUCUGUCGCACUUGUAAGGUCGGGGGAACCCAGAAGUACAAGCAAUCGGAAGCCGGAUACGCCAGUUUGUUCACUAUCGGGUUUGCGCAACGCACAGGUGGUGGUGCAUCUGUAGAGAGAUCCAUUAAGUCAACAGGUAUUCACGAUGCCGGCUCGAAGUCCCUCGUGAAUAUGCUAGUGUGCCUCGGAAAGGAUUUGCUGCGCGCGAGUCGACCGGGAGAUCCAGUUGCAGUCAAUCCUGCAGAGGAGCAGACAUUGCACACGCCUUUCGAUAUAGAUCCUGUGGUCGGUGAGGAAAGUGGUCAGAGGGAUGAGGAGGAUGAUCUUGCAGAUGUCCCACUACCAGAGCUGCCGCCGAAGACCCAUGCUGAUAUAGAGGAGCGCCUUCGGGCGGAAGUUGAGAAGCUCAUUCUCGACGAAGAGAUCAACCCACUUUUGGGCCUGAAAGGCUUCAACAUCCACAAGGACACACCCACGGAGAUCCUGCACACGAUCCUGCUCGGUGUCGUCAAGUACUUCUGGGGCCAAACGAUUUAUCUGCUCAAGCACGCCACUGACUCUAAUCUACUUCAUACAUUCCGAGCACGCCUUAAUUCCCUGUCCACAUAUGGCCUCAAUCUCACUACGAAUCUCUCGUCUGACUACCUUUGUCAGUACAGUGGAGGGCUUAUUGGCAAGCAUAUGAAGAGUCUCGCACAGGUCAUGCCCUUCUUGGUGUGCAAUCUGGUUGAUGACAAGCUGCUCCAUGCGUGGAAUGUCAUCGGACGGUUUGUGGUGCUUCUCUGGCACACAGCGAUCAAAGAUAAAGAGGCUUAUCUGGUAUGCUAUGACAACUGUUUGGACAGAACACCUAUUGACCCAUCACAGGCUGAUCUAUCUAAAACCAUUCACGACUUUCUCGAUCUUACUGCACAGUGUGCGCCGUCUAUCCUCAUCUCCAAACCGAAGUUCCACUUCCUGGUUCACUUGCCGGCUUACAUCCGCCGCUUCGGGCCUGCCAUCUUAUAUUCAACGGAGCGCUACGAGUCCUUCAACCGCGUCUUUCGUCUCACUUGCAUCUUCAGUAAUCGGCAAGCUCCGAGCCGCGAUACCUGCAAAACCUUCGCGGACUUCGAUGCUUUCAAACACAUCAUCACUGGUGGAUACUGGCGCAAUCCUGAUAAACCAUCGACCUGGGUACGGGCAGGACCUGAAGUCCGGCAGUAUUUCAAGGAGCAUCCGAAGAUGAAGUGCUUGUACAGUAUUCCAACCACGGUCAAGGGUUCUGCGAGCGGUAUACUUUAG
Molecule: messenger RNA, 2823 nt
Organism: Peniophora sp. CBMAI 1063
Lineage: Eukaryota; Fungi; Basidiomycota; Agaricomycetes; Russulales; Peniophoraceae
Source: the annotation of a GenBank genome assembly